AUGGACGAUGAGCACGACUUUGCCUUGCCGGCAGCCAAGCGACAACGUGUAGACGACACAGAUGUUCUCCCAGCAAGACCGACCGGCUCGCGGUUGUUUGCACCAUUUCGAAACAUCGGACUGGUCUCUCCUACUGCAGUGCCCUUCACGUCUGUACCUUUGGGAAAGACAACCUUCCAGAUCACAACCUCUGUCGGCCGCAGCUUGCAAAGUUACGAUCUUCGCAGAGGCCUCCAGCUGGUCUUUCUGAGCCGACCUCAAUGUCCGGAAGCCAUCACUGCGACAUGCGCCUAUCGAGAUCGAGUAUUUGUCGCCUGGGGCGGACUUGCUGGGAAGGAGCAGGGAGUCUGGGUCGUGAAGAGGGGGAAAUUGAUUGCAGAGCUCGAGCGACCGCAAGUAUCUCAGCAGAUUGACGCUGUCCUGGUCUUUGGAACAUGGAUUGUCGCCUGUGGAAAGCAGGCCAUUGAGGUCUGGCGGAACGGAACAUACGAACACUAUACCACAAUUGUGCCCACGCUGUCCUCGAGUGUCGGCGGCUCGUUCUCUGGCAAGAUCUGCACCUUGCCAACAUACCUGAACAAGAUUUUCGUGGGCUGCUCAAAUGGCAACAUCGAGAUCUACAAUCUCAGCACAGCAAAGCUCGUCCAUACCUUUCAUGCGCCUUCCGCAAGUGCUGGUCAUGUCACUGCUCUCGCUCCGGCAAUGGCACUUAGUGUUCUUGCUGUCGCGUAUAGAGACGGGUCUCUUAAGAUCUACAACGUCGACACAGAAGACACUAUAAUCUCCGUCAGCGCCCGAUCAGGCACGCCAGUUACGUCAAUCACCUUUCGAAGCGAUGGCGUCGGUGCAGGAACUGAUGGACGCAAAGAUGGUGUCAUGGCCACCGCAAGCAUCGAAAGCGGUGACAUCACGCUAUGGGACCUCAAUCGUGGUGGUCGUAUCACUGGCGUGCUUCGAGGAGCUCACGAGACAUCUGCACUGUCAAAGGCUUCUGGUAUAUCCGGACUCGAAUUCCUCCCUGGCCAACAAGUGUUAGUUUCUUCAGGGCUGGACAACGCGCUUCGAUCUUGGGUCUUCGACGCAGCUCCUUUCUCACCCACACCUCGCCUUCUCCAUCAAAGAAGCGGCCAUGCUGCGCCGGUUACUGAACUCAUGUUCUUACCAGCGGCAUCAGACGGCUCAGAGGCCGCUGGCAAAUGGCUUCUCUCUGCAGGUCAGGAUCGAAGCUUGUGGGGUUUCAGCCUGCGCAAAGACGGCCAGAACACGGAACUCAGCCAGGGAAAUGUCAAGAGCAAAGCCAAAAAGACAGGACAGCUGUCCGAAGAUCGUUCCGCAAUCGAAGAUUUCAAAGCGAGCCCCAUUAUUGACAUUGCCUGUUCUCUGAACCGCGACGGGGGCAUGGGUGCUGUCACCGGCAACCCGUGGAGCAAUGAUCGUAAGACUACGGCCGAGGAGUCAAGUAUGACUGGUUGGGAAAGUGUCGUCACCGCACACGCAGAUGAUCGAUAUGCACGAACUUGGUCAUGGGGUCGCAAGAAGGCCGGCAGAUGGACUUUCGAAACCGGCGACAAACAACCUGCUAGCAGUGUUGCCAUCACUCAGUGCGGCACAUUUGCUUUGGUGGGUUCGGCCAAGGGUGCUCUUGACAUGUACAACCUGCAAUCCGGCGUACAUCGACAACGCUUCCCGGCCAGACUCAAGCCGUCUCAGGCCAAGGAGAUCCAGGCGAACCCAGAUGCCGCAGAUGCAAUGCUAGCCACACGCCGCGGCCACAGAGCCGCCGUGACUGGCAUCGUGGUCGACAGCCUGAACCAGACCGUCGUCUCGGCGGCCUUGGACGGGACCAUCAUAUUCUGGUCGUUCACCACCGGCCUCGUAGAGCAUCGGCUCAACCUACCGGAUGCAUCUGCUUUGACGCUCCGCUAUUCACCCUCCUCAUCCCUCCUUGCCCUGUCCUGUGACGAUCUGUGUAUCCGCAUCCUUGAUCUCGAGUCACGACGGAUAGUACGAGAGCUCUGGGGCUGUGUAGGUCCCAUUAACAGCUUGACGUUCUCGCACGAUGGCCGGUGGAUCAUCGCAUCAUCAAUGGACAGUGUGGUUAGAGUCUUUGACCUUGCCACGGGCCAUCUUAUAGACGCUUUCAGGUUGUCGCCGACCUGCACAAACGUCGCCUUCAAUUCCACAGGUGAAUAUCUUGCCACGACCCACGCAGGAACACUAGGAAUUCAGAUCUGGGCCAACAAGUCUCUUUUCUCACACAUCGACCCGCAGCCGAUAUCUGAGGAAACCGGUAUCAUUGACCUUACAAGCACAGCUUCAACUCUAGCGCCACUGUCGGCCUUCGCCAUUAUCGACACUGAGGGCACCACCCAGCAGGUCGAUGCGCCAUGGUCCUCCGCAUCAACAACAGAUCAGCUCUCAACCUCGCUACUGACCCUCUCACUCCUACCACGCUCCCGCUGGACAACACUCCUCAAUCUCGAUACCAUCCGACAACGCAACAAGCCCAUCGCACCGCCCGAAAAGCCGAAGGCUGCUCCUUUCUUCUUAGGCUCCGCCCUCGCCCUGACCAACGGAACCUCCAAGGCCAGUGGUGGCAGCGAGCAGACCAAUAACGAGCUCUCACGAAUCACUGCCCCGCCAUCAUCAGCUUUCACAACGACCAGCUCAGCAACAGAAACAGGCCUCCUCUCUUUGCUCGAUGUCCCGCUCGAUGGCAGUCUGUCUGCCGCUCCCUCAACGACACCAUCCUCAACGGCACAUCCACUAAUUUCCCAACUCCUCGCCCUUCCUCCAUCCGCGACCUCCACCUUUCUGCGCACACUCCCGCUCUCCAAACUCUCCUUCUUUAUCACCAUCCUCACGGCGCAUCUACGCACUACACGCCGCGAUUUUGAGGUCAUCAACACAUACAUCAGCCUGCUCCUGAAGUAUCACGCCGAGUUCUCGGCAGUGGAUGAUGUCGCAGAAGCAUUGGAGGAGUACCAGAGGGUCAACGAGGACGAGGGCCAGAGGCUGGGAGAACUUGUCGGAUUUGCAGGCGGGGUUCUGAGGGGCUGGUUGGGCAGCGCGCGAUAG
Cyphellophora attinorum is the source of this 3078-nucleotide messenger RNA. RefSeq names its product U3 small nucleolar RNA-associated-like protein. The coding region runs from base 1 to 3078 and encodes 1025 amino acids. NCBI's taxonomy places the organism in Eukaryota, Fungi, Ascomycota, Eurotiomycetes, Chaetothyriales, Cyphellophoraceae. The record is from RefSeq and is a predicted model, not a curated record. The transcript is spliced from 2 exons. Gene Ontology annotation, molecular function: protein binding. Gene Ontology annotation, biological process: rRNA processing. Gene Ontology annotation, cellular component: Pwp2p-containing subcomplex of 90S preribosome; small-subunit processome.